Messenger RNA from Xiphias gladius (swordfish), 2463 nucleotides. It is a transcript of the gene vps26a, whose product is annotated as VPS26, retromer complex component A. Gene Ontology annotation, cellular component: retromer complex; endosome. The coding region runs from base 76 to 1062 and encodes 328 amino acids. Gene Ontology annotation, biological process: intracellular protein transport; retrograde transport, endosome to Golgi. The transcript has 9 exons. NCBI's taxonomy places the organism in Eukaryota, Metazoa, Chordata, Actinopteri, Istiophoriformes, Xiphiidae. The record is from RefSeq and is a predicted model, not a curated record.
ACUACCUCCUGGUUCAGGCAGACUGGCCACACGGAGCGAGGCUAGCUGUUAGCUUUAACUGUCUACACAGCCGAGAUGAGUUUCCUGGGAGGUUUGUUUGGGCCUGUAUGUGAGAUAGAUGUACUGCUGAACGAUGCAGAGAACAGAAAGACAGCCGAGAUGAAGACAGAGGAUGGGAAAGUAGAGAAACACUACCUGUUCUACGACGGAGAGUCUGUAUCUGGCAAGGUGAAUCUAAAUGUGAAGCAGGGAGGAAAGCGGCUCGAGCAUCAGGGCAUCCGCAUCGAGUUUGUUGGACAGAUAGAGCUGUUCUCUGAUAAGAGCAACACCCAUGAGUUUGUGGACUUGGUGAAAGAGUUGGCUCUACCUGGAGAACUCACCCAGAACAGAAGUUACGACUUUGAGUUCAUGCAGGUGGAGAAGCCCUACGAGUCCUAUACUGGAGCGAACGUCAGGCUAAGGUAUUUCCUCAGGGUGACAAUAGUACGUCGUCUGUCUGACUUGGUGAAGGAAUAUGAGUUAAUAGUCCACCAGUUAGCCACCUAUCCAGACGUCAACAACUCAAUCAAGAUGGAGGUCGGCAUAGAGGACUGUCUUCACAUCGAGUUUGAAUACAAUAAAUCCAAAUACCACCUUAAGGAUGUGAUUGUUGGGAAAAUCUACUUCCUGCUGGUCAGGAUCAAGAUCCAACACAUGGAGCUACAGCUCAUCAAGAAGGAGAUAACGGGCAUCGGUCCAAGUACUACCACUGAGACGGAGACAGUUGCAAAGUAUGAGAUCAUGGAUGGAGCUCCAGUUAAAGGAGAAUCAAUCCCUAUCAGACUGUUUCUGGCCGGGUAUGACUUGACACCCACCAUGAGGGAUGUCAACAAGAAGUUUUCUGUGCGCUACUUCCUUAAUCUGGUGCUGGUGGAUGAAGAGGACAGAAGAUACUUUAAACAACAGGAGAUUGUUUUGUGGAGAAAAGCCCCAGAGAAGCUGAGGAAAAGAAACUUCCAUCAGCGCUACGAGUCGCCUGAGUCCCGAACCCAGCCAGUUAAUGCGGAGCAGCCGGAGAUGUGAGGGCGAUGCUAUGAACUGAAAACACACACAGACACACCCCAACUCAUCACUGCUGAACAGCCAGGGGUGUGAGGGCUGCCCCACUAUCUCCCUGGACUGAGAAAUGGCUGUAUACAUGAAUACACAUUACAUACCUUCAGACAUCCCCCCCCUUAACACUUCACAGCUUCAGAUGUGAGCUGUCAUACCACCAUCACUCUCUUCCCCCAGGACGGUUAACACACUCGCAUACCGACGCACAACUCUGCUGAAUGAUAAAUGUCAGGGCCAGAGUGCAAAUCAAGCCGACCCAAGUAAGGAACAGUUAGGCAGCCUAUUUGAUCCUAGCGUCUCGGACUGAAAACACACACUCAAGCACACACAAGCGAAGCCAUACAGUCUCAGUGGAAUGCGUAAUAAAACAGGAGCAAAGACGGAAAAGAGGAGGUGGCUACACAUGACCACCACACCAUUUAUCGCUUUCUUCUGCAACAGGAGAUUUUUUAGGUUGCAUAUUUGGGCAGAACCUAUCCUGGACAUUCUCUGAAUUCUUCUCUCCCAAUCUCCUACAAAAUGACGGUUUCUCGAAUUUGGCUGGGCUAGCCAGUGAUCAAAAUUAUCCAGGUCCUGUGGGGAUCAUCUUGAAUGGAAGACAUGAGAGGCUGAGCUAUAUUCAUAUAGCCACAACAUUAAGACCAGUUUGUGGUUUUACUGUUGUGGCUGAUUGGUAUAUACGCAACACCUUUGAGCUAUGAUGUUGACACUGUGCUCUUGUUCAGCCAUCUAGCUGUUACUAAGUUUUUCUUAUGUAUGUUGCAACAGUCUACAGACUGUUCUUUUCAAGUCAAAUUUCAGCCUUAAUUGGAAAAUUAAGAGUUUAGUGCAACAAAUGUCCAUCUUAACAUAAAUUUAAUCCCAUAUUUCAUUUUCAAAUGUGGCUGGUUGGUAGAAAUGAAAUUUAUAUUUCACUCUCACAUGUUAUCUGUUCCAGCCCACUUUCACUGUCAAAGAUGGACAUUAUCAUUUCAGUGUCAUUUAUUUCUUAAAAUUAUUUAAAUAAAUCAAAAUCAUCUAGAGCUGAUCAUUAUUUUCAUUAGUGAUUCGUUUAGUCUAUAAACUGGCAGAAAAUAUUGAAAUGGGCCUUUCACAACUUCCUAGAGCUCGAGGUGACAUCUACAAAUGACUUGUUUUGUCCAACCGACAGUCUAAAACCCCCAAAAUAUUCUAUUUACAAGCAUUGCUGCAAGAAACACCGCAAUGCUUGCAUUAGAUAAGAUAGAACCAGAGAAUGUUUGGAGUUUUUGCUUGAAAAAUGACUGAAACGACUAGUCGAUCAUCAAAAUGGUUGCCAAUCAGUUAUCUGUUCGAUCAAUUGACUAAUUGUUGCAGCUCUAAAAGCAUCAUACGUUCAAAAUAUUUGUU